AUGCCGCCCUCCACAGUCCAACCCCUUGCCCUCAUCUUAACCUUGUUCUUCCUCUCCCUCCUCUCCUCCCUUCCACCCUCCGCCGCCUCCGCCAUGUGCAGCGAGCUCUACGGGCAGCCCCAACAACAAGCCUGCUGGCAAAUGUUUCACGGCCCCGAUGGCAUCCCCUCCGACGCAAACAGUCAUCUCUUCUCUCUUCCUCUACGCCGAAGGCCGCCGAGCGUACUUACGACCCAAUGGCGAAGGAAGCAGCGGUUGCCGUUUUUGAGGUCGAAUGGGGGUUGCAAACUGGCGCUAUUGGCUAUCGAGCUCGUCGACCACACUAUCACAUACGACACCACCACCUGGGCCGACAUCGUCGAAAGCGGCUCCCUGAUCUACAACCAAUGCGUCUCCCCCACAGAAACCGAAGGCGGAUUCCACAUCCCUUCGGGUGGAUACGUCCUCACCGGCGACCACGGCCGCCUCGCCCUCCUCCUCUACGCCUCCGGCUCCACCUACGACCGACAAGUUCAAGCGGACCUCGCGAGCGGGAGGACCGUUGUUGCGGAGCAGGAUCCUGGGGAUGGAAGUAUCGAUAUUUCGGCCAACACUACGACCGCAAAUACCUUGAACAAUCUCCUCGGUCCAAUUCUCCCAAGAGCUCGGAUCAAGGGUUUGUCAGACUGA
This is a messenger RNA of Letharia lupina, 669 nucleotides long. RefSeq lists its product as uncharacterized. The record is from RefSeq and is a predicted model, not a curated record. Bases 1 to 669 code for a protein of 222 amino acids. The transcript has 4 exons. Lineage: Eukaryota; Fungi; Ascomycota; Lecanoromycetes; Lecanorales; Parmeliaceae.